Molecule: messenger RNA, 3396 nt
Organism: Alternaria arborescens
Lineage: Eukaryota; Fungi; Ascomycota; Dothideomycetes; Pleosporales; Pleosporaceae
Product: Ubiquitin carboxyl-terminal hydrolase 21
Exons: 7
Coding region: 1-3396 (1131 amino acids)
Biological process (GO): protein deubiquitination; regulation of protein stability
Cellular component (GO): cytosol; nucleus
Molecular function (GO): protein binding; cysteine-type endopeptidase activity; cysteine-type deubiquitinase activity
Source: RefSeq, a predicted model, not a curated record
AUGGAUCAGAUUGAAAGUGACAUGCUCGUCGACAACGAGUACGACGAGAAGGCCGACGUCGCCAUCAUAACGCCAGACACAGACGACCAAAUGGACGAGGUCGACGCCGACCCCGAGCCCCGCGCCGACGAAUACGAUGCCUUUAUGAAGAGACACAUGCCCAAGAAUCUCGAGUACGACACUGAAGCAGAAGUAUACAACACAUGGGAGAUCAAAGACUGGCGCCAACUUACACGACGCGAGCAUGGCCCCAUCUUCGAGUGCGGCGGACAUCCCUGGCGGAUACUGUUUUUCCCGUACGGUAACAACGUCGACUUUGCUUCCUUUUACCUGGAGCAAGCUUAUGAGGAGAAGCAAAUGCCAGAGGAUUGGUACGCAUGUGUCGAAUUCAUGCUCGUACUCUGGAACCCCAAGGACCCAACUAUUUACACCACACAUACCGCACAUCACCGCUUUACUGCUGACGAAGGCGAUUGGGGCUUCACGCGCUUUGCAGAACUAAGAAAACUUUUCAGCAACUCAUGGGAGGACCGAGGACGGCCAAUGGUAGAAGACAACGCAGCCAAUGUGACUGCGUACAUAAGAGUGCUCAAGGACCCCACUGGAGUGUUGUGGCACAAUUUUAUCAAUUACGACUCGAAGAAGGAGACCGGCAUGGUCGGGCUGAAGAACCAGGGCGCAACUUGCUACCUCAACUCGCUCUUGCAGUCACUAUUCUUCACUAAUGCUUUCCGCCAGGCCGUUUACCAGAUUCCAACCGCCGAAGAAGCCGACCGUUCCAACAGCGCAUACGCUUUACAACGGCUUUUCUACCUUCUCCAGACAUCGAACGGCGCCGUAGGCACGACAGAACUCACACAUUCCUUCGGUUGGGAUUCGAAACAGAUUUUCGAACAGCAAGAUGUACAGGAGCUAUCCCGCGUGCUCAUGGACAAGCUUGAUGAGAGGAUGAAGGGCACUGAAGCCGAAGGUGCCUUGACAAGGAUGUUCGUAGGCAAGAUGAAGACUUACAUAUCAUGCAUCAACGUCGACUACGAAUCAUCCCGGGUUGAGGACUUCUGGGAUAUACAAUUGAACGUGAGCGGAAACAAGAACCUCGACGACAGCUUCAAAGAUUACGUGCAAGUGGAGACCAUGGACGGUGAAAACAAGUACUUCGCAGAGGGCUUUGGGUUGCAAGAUGCCAAGAAGGGUGUCAUAUUCGAGAGCUUCCCGCCUGUGCUGCACCUCCAGCUCAAGCGCUUCGAAUACGACUUCACACGCGAUGCCAUGAUGAAGGUUAACGACCGUUACGAAUUCCCAGAGGUCUGGGACGCUGCACCAUACCUUUCCGACGGAGCCGAUCGAUCCGAAUCCUGGAUAUACCACCUGCACGGUGUUUUGGUGCACAGCGGUGAUCUCAACGCGGGCCACUACUACGCUUUCCUCAAGCCUACCAAGGAUGGACACUACUACAAAUUCGAUGACGACCGUGUGACUCGCGCCACACUACGCGAAGCCUUGGAAGAAAACUUUGGUGGCGACUACGCCCAGGCUAAUGGAAACACUGGCCAGCGUAACCCCUACACCAGAGCCUGGUCUGCCAAGCGCUCAAUGAGCGCAUACAUGUUGGUAUACAUCAGAGAAACCAGACUUGACCAGGUUCUCAUAGACAGCAAGGCUGUAGAGCCACCAAAGCAUUUGGCAGAACGACUUGCUGAGGAACGAGCAUUGAUGGAGCGCAGGAAGAAGGAGCGCGAAGAAGCUCAUCUCUACAUGGAUGUGGCAGUCGCAUCAGAUGAACAAUUCAAAGCACACCAGGGAUUUGAUAUCGUACCAUGGAAGAGCGAUCAAGAGACGCCUGCUAGCCCGAGGAUCUACCGCGUGCUCCGAGCCACCACAAUGGCUGACUUUGCAGCCACUGUUGCUCAAGAUUUAGGAACUGAAGCAGACAUGCUGCGGCCAUGGUCGAUGGUUAAUAGGCAGAACGGUACUAUCCGCCCGGAUACCGCUCUUGAAUUCCCCGAAAUGACAGUGGAAGAGGCCGCAAGCAAGCACGGCACGAAGCAGUCGCAAUUCAGGAUGUGGAUCGAGAAGGCCCAAGAACGCGAUGAUAGUGGAGCGCCAGUUUUUGGCGAAAAGCUAGUAGACCUCAAGGGUCAGACUAACAAUCGUCCAUUGAUGAUCUUCCUGAAACAUUUCGACGCGAAUGAACAGAGUCUGUUCGGUGUGGGCACCUUGUACGCGGCAUUCCAGGACAAGGUUUCUGAUCUAACCCCAGCCAUCACGAAGAUGUUGGGAUGGCCGACUGGUACGCAAAUCAAGCUUUCAGAAGAGAUCAAACAAAACAUGAUCGAAGCGAUGAAGCCAAAGAUUACAUUGGCAGCCUCGGAAAUUCAAGAUGGCGACAUCAUCACAGUUCAACGUGUAUUGAACGAGAAGGAAGUCGCUCAGGUAACAGCCCAAGGAGGCUACACCGAGGCAAAGGAAUUUUACGACUAUCUCCUGAACAGGAUCAACAUUGAAUUCGUGCCGAAGACGUCGGAUAUGGAUCUGCCUACAUUCUCCUUAACUCUCAGCAAGAAGAUGGCAUACGAUCAAUUCUCCAGCAAGGUAGCAGAGGCCCUCAAAACCGAUCCUAGCUAUCUACGCUUCACCACCGUCAGCACUGCUGGCAAGCCCAAACUACCUGUCAAGUACAAUGCCAAUUCGACAUUGAACAACAUACUCUUCCCUGGACCCUACAAUUAUUCUGCAAGCGCGAACCAGCGAAACGACGCCUUGUUUUACGAGGUUCUGGACAUGAGUCUGAAAGAGCUAGAGCAAAGAAAGCCUGUCAAGGUAACUUGGCUUCCAGAGGGUCUCAGCAAGGAGGAGGAGCACACCUUGAUGGUCCCUAAGAACGCCCAAGUUGCCGAUCUCUUGGUGGCAUUGCAAAAGAAAGCAAACAUCAGCGACGAAGUAAUGCCUAAGAUUCGUGCUUACGAGGCGCAUGUGAACAAGUUUCACAAAAUUCUGCCGCCAGACCAUUCUGUAAUGAGCCUCUACGACUACACGUCGAUCUUUGUCGCGCCUUUCCCUGAGGACGAGUCAUCGAAGAAGAUUUCUGUAUUCCACUUUGACAAAGAGCCAUCAAAAGCACACGGUGUGCCGUUCCAGUUUGCAUUGAAAGAGGGCGAGCCUUUCAGUGAAACAAAACAGCGACUCUCAGACUUCACCAAGAUCAAGGGGAAACAGCUAGACAAGAUCAGAUUUGCCCUUGUCGGCAAAGCUCAAUAUUCCAAGCCCGAACCAAUCGAUGAUGAUGAAGUCCUAUGGGAUACAGUGGGCGCACGAGAUGACAUAUCCCUUGGUCUCGAACACCCGGCCAAGACAAAGACGCUCUGGGGAAAGACCGACUCCAUCUUCAUUCGCUGA